This is a messenger RNA of Gastrolobium bilobum, 1131 nucleotides long. RefSeq lists its product as uncharacterized. The record is from RefSeq and is a predicted model, not a curated record. Gene Ontology annotation, molecular function: nucleic acid binding; zinc ion binding. NCBI's taxonomy places the organism in Eukaryota, Viridiplantae, Streptophyta, Magnoliopsida, Fabales, Fabaceae. The transcript has 2 exons. Bases 1 to 1131 code for a protein of 376 amino acids.
AUGAUUGCUACAGCUGUUGAUGGCAACAAUUACAUUCUUCCAAUUGCAUUCGCUAUCGUGUCUGCGGAGAAUACUGACAACUGGUCAUGGUUCUUAGCACUUAUUCGAAUACAUGUUACGCAAAAACACGGAAUCUGUCUGAUUUCUGAUCGGCAUGCGGGUAUCUUGUCUGCAGUCAACAAUGCUGAUCUAGGAUGGUCUCCACCACAGGCAUAUCAUGUGUAUUGCCUUCGCCACGUGGCCAGUAAUUUCAAUCACAAGUUCAAGAAUGUCAUGUUGAAGAAGCAGUUGAAGAAGUUAGGAUAUACAACAUCGCGCUUUGACUUUGAUGCUGGUUUAGAGAAAUUUAGAGAAACAAGCCCUCAAAUAGCUGCUUGGAUUGAUCGCAUCCCGAAAGAGAAGUGGAGCAUCUCUUACGAUGAACAAGGAAGAAGGUUUGGCCACAUGACAACUAAUCUGUCAGAGUGUGUUAACAAAGUUUUAAAAGGGGCAAGAAACCUUCCAAUUACGUCACUUGUGCGUAUAACUUACAGUAGACUGGUGGCAUAUUUUUUAGAGCACGGACAGGAAGCCCGUGAGGAGCUUGACAGAGGUAAUCGCUUCGCCAAAGUCAUGUGGCGACUAUAUGUUGACAAUCAAAGUAAAGCUGCGACACAUUACGUAACAUCUUAUCACGCGCAAAGGACAAGAUUUGAAGUGCAAGAGUCGUAUAAUGUACGGACUCAUCGCGACGGACGAAAAUGGUCGGUUUCGUUAUCUGACCGUACAUGUCAGUGUGGUGAGUUCACUGCUUUCAGGUUCUCGUGUAGCCAUGUCAUUGCGGCAUGUACAUCGACGCAUCACGAUCCCACACUGUACAUAGACCCUGCAUACAGUGCCAAGAAUCAAUGUGAAAUUUAUUCGGGUCAAUGGUAUCCAAUUGGUAACGAGGAUUUCAUACCGCCAUUUGCACAUGCAACAGUUAUACCAGAUGUGUCUAUGAGACGUCAACGGGGGAGGCCAAGAAGUACACGUAUUCACAAUGAAAUGGAUUCGCGUGAAGGGGCAAUUACUCGAACAAGGUGCGGUUAUUGUAGGGUUGUUGGGCAUAAUAAACGAAAUUGUCCUUCGCGCCAGCAACCACAGCAGUGA